AUGCAUAUACUCUGCGUAGCCGAAAAGCCCUCCAUGUCCCGUUCACUUGCAGUGAUACUUUCAGGCGGUCGAUAUACCACACGCGCGACCCGGAACAAGUUCAUCAAGAAUUAUGACUUUGACUAUCCCCAAGCGAACGCGACGAUGACCAUGACCUGCGUCUCGGGCCACCUCAUGGAGCACGACUUCCCCCCCGAUUACGGCUGGCGGAGCUGCAAUCCGUUCGCGCUCUUCGACGCCCCCGUGCAAACCAAAGCCUCUGACGCCAGCAUUGUCUCAAACCUCUCCGCCGAGGCGCGACGCGCACAGCAGCUCAUGAUCUGGACCGAUUGCGAUCGCGAAGGAGAGCACAUCGGCUCCGAGGUCGCUGCCGUCUGCGUCAAGGCGAAUCCCCGCAUAGUCGUCAAGCGCGCCAGGUUUAGUGCCGUAAUCGCGCAGCAGAUUCACAAUGCGGCGCAGCAUCCCGUUGAGCUCGACCAGGCGCAGGCAGACGCCGUAGAAGCGCGCAUCAUUCUGGACCUUCGCAUCGGUGCCAGCUUCACCCGCAUGCAGACGUUCGCCCUUCAACGAAGUUUCGCAGAGAUCAAGGACACUGUGUCGUACGGUCCGUGUCAGUUUCCGACGCUCGGCUUCGUCGUCGCGCGCUACAAGCAAGUCAAAGCCUUCGUACCCGAGACGUUUUGGUACAUCUACUUCGCGCUACGGCGCGAAGGCGACGAAAUCCAAUUCACGUGGAAGCGCGGACACAUCUUUGACUACGACUUCGCGUUAACGCUGUACGAGGGCGUGCUCACCGAUCGGUUGGCGACAGUUACGAAAGUCACGAAGAAGGCUACGAAGAAAUGGAAACCGCUUCCUCUGACGACGGUCGAGUUGCAGAAGGCCGGCUCAAGAUUGCUCAGGAUGGCCCCAAAAAAGGUCCUUGACAUCGCCGAGAAGCUGUAUCAACAAGGCUUCCUCUCUUACCCAAGAACGGAGACCGAUCAAUUUGACCGCCAGUUCGACUUCAUGAGCCUGAUCCAGAAGCAGACCGUCGAUCCUGCCUGGGGUCAAUUCGCCACUCAGCUCCAAGGAGGCGGAUUUGCCACACCGCGAAGGGGCAAGCACGAUGACAAGGCGCACCCGCCCAUCCACCCCACCGCCCACGCCGCCAACCUCGCCGGCGACGAGAAGAAGGUAUACGAGUUCGUCACCCGCCGCUUUCUCGCGUGCUGCUCGAAGGACGCCGAGGGCUGGCAGACGACGGUCGACGUUGAGUACGGCGGCGAGCAGUUUUCCGCCACCGGUGCACGAAUCGCUACUGCAGGCUUGGUGGUGACUGAGAGGAAUUACCUGCUCGUGUACCCGUACGACAAGUGGACGGGCAAAGAGCUACCCGAAUUCCGAGAGGGCGAACAGUUCCAGCCGAGCGUGUGCGAGCUCCGAGAUGGCGAGACGUCCAAGCCGCAUUAUCUGACCGAAGCCGACCUCGUCGGACUCAUGGACAAGAACGGGAUCGGGACGGACGCGACGAUCGCUGAGCACAUACACAAGGUGAUCGAGCGCGAGUACGUCGUGGAGCGUAUGGAGGGAUCGACCAAGUAUCUGCUUCCGUCCACUCUCGGUCUCGGGCUGGUGGAGGGGUACAGCCAGAUCGGCUUCGAACGCAGUCUGGACAAACCGCAGCUCAGACGAGAGACGGAGCGUAACAUGGUUCAAGUGUGUGAGCGGCGCAAGACUAAGCAAGAUAUGCUCGCGGAGAAUAUUGAGCAGUACAAGGACAUGUUUAUUAGAGCAAAACGCGACUUCAACAGGGUCAUGGACGUGCGUACACUUUACCCUGCCUCGGAGACAGGUUAUCGACGGAUAAAACUGCAGAGCGUCCGGCAGAAUCUGAAUCACAACAGUGAUGAUCCUGCGCCCGGAGGCGGAGGCGGAGGCGGAGGCGGAGGCGGAGCAGGAGGAGGAGGAGGAGGAGGAGGAGGAGGAAGAGGAGGAGGACCGGCCACUGGUAACAGAGGUGGAGGGGGACCCGCCCGGAACCGGAGAGGCGGUGGUGGUGGUGGCGGCGGCCCUCCUUCUGCACGAGGACGAGCUCCACCACCUGACGAACCAGAUGACGGUGAGAGAUUCGUGUUUCCUGGUUAG
This is a messenger RNA of Punctularia strigosozonata HHB-11173 SS5, 2127 nucleotides long. RefSeq names its product prokaryotic type I DNA topoisomerase. The transcript has 10 exons. The record is from RefSeq and is a predicted model, not a curated record. Gene Ontology annotation, biological process: DNA topological change. Gene Ontology annotation, cellular component: nucleus. Lineage: Eukaryota; Fungi; Basidiomycota; Agaricomycetes; Corticiales; Punctulariaceae. Gene Ontology annotation, molecular function: DNA topoisomerase type I (single strand cut, ATP-independent) activity; DNA binding. Bases 1 to 2127 code for a protein of 708 amino acids.